AUGGCUAGUGGCGGUUUCCGUCUUCGUUUUGGUGAAAAUCAUUCUGUUGUUGAGGAUCGUAAUGAAACAGAAUCUCCAUCACGACGUACAACUAGAAUAAGGUCCAAACCAAAGAAGUAUGGUGAUUUCUUAGAUAACUCGCCUGUGAAGCGAAGAAAUUACAAAGAUAUGAGCUCUUCUGAAGAAGACAGUGAAAUUAACGAUGAAGCUGCUUUACCGAAACCCACAGCUCUAUUUACUGAAGAUGAUGUUGAAGGCCAGGAUAUGUUCAAGUUUAAAUCUCGUCACACAAAGCAGGACUUACAAAACAAAGUAAAGACAGCUAUUUAUUCUCCAAAGCCUGUGGACUCACCAAUGAAAACUCCAAAGAAGCUCCAGUCUUUGAUCAAAGUAUCACAGGAAACACCAAAACAGGUUAAGGAGAUAAUGAGAAAAAGGAUCUGUAAUGAAGUGGACUCUGAUAGUGCUGAUAGCGAUUUCUCUGGCAGCAGCAGUGACUUUGUACCUGAAGGAAGUGACCAUGAUGAGACUGAUUCAAGUUCAGCAGAAGCUGCAUCAUCAUCUGAAGAAGAAGUAGAACAACCAAAGAAAGUAGUGGGCAAAGCUGUUAAAGGCAGAGACAAUAAGGCUAAAGUAAAAGAUGCUGAAUAUUAUGUCACCCCUGAUAAUUACUUCAUUAUGCACUCGAGUAAAAAAAUCGCUACUUCCGACCACACGUUGGCAAGACUUAAAAACUUAAAUAUCGAUGAGAAUAAUGUUGAUGACAUUCAAAUAUCAGCGGAACAUAAGGAGAUUAUAAAAGACCUGAAUCAUUCCUACACACAAUUGUUCAACAAGUGGCUAUAUGUGUUAAGUGAAAACUUCAACAUCAUACUGUAUGGAGUUGGUUCAAAACGCUCAGUGCUUCAACAGUUCCAAAAGCAGAAACUCAAAGACUUUCCAUGUAUUGUUGUUAAUGGAUUCUUCCCUAGUUUAACAAUUAAGAGUAUUCUGGAAACAAUUGUAAUUGAUCUCUUGGAGAACACCAAUGUGCCUUCAAAUGUGGGAGAUGUUGUGAAUUUAAUUGAUACUCAGUUAAAGGAAAAUGGCGUAAACUUGUUUCUAAUAAUACAUAAUAUAGAUGGUACUAUGUUGCGUAAUGCUAAAGCUCAGUCUAUAUUGGCAAGUAUAUCUCAGAUCAGGAAUGUACAUACAAUUGCCACUAUUGACCACAUUAAUGCUCCCUUAUUAUGGGAUCACACAAAACUGAGUAAAUUCAAAUUCACAUGGUGGGACGUGACAACAUUUGUUCCUUACUCUGAAGAGACUUCAUAUGAGAAUUCUUUGAUGUCGCAUCGCAGCGGUGCUUUACAACUGUCUUCACUGAAAAGCGUGUAUCAAUCGCUUACUACAAACGCUAAAGGAAUAUUCAAAAUUAUUAUAGAAUAUCAACUAGAAAAUCAGAAACAAAAUUAUCAAGGACUGCCAUUCAAAGAUUUGUAUUCUAAGUGUCGAGAACAAUUCCUGGUGAGUUCCGAUCUUGCGUUACGAGCUCAACUUACCGAAUUUUUAGAUCACAAACUGGUGAAAAUGAAAAGAACAUACGACGGUAGUGAAAACUUGGUAAUACCCAUUGAUAUUACAUUAUUGCAACAAUUUUUAGAUCAACAAACUAGUUGA
This is a messenger RNA of Spodoptera littoralis (African cotton leafworm), 1659 nucleotides long. The record is from the annotation of a GenBank genome assembly. NCBI's taxonomy places the organism in Eukaryota, Metazoa, Arthropoda, Insecta, Lepidoptera, Noctuidae.